AAGCGCUUUUUUCCCGCUACUUUUGACACCUAACCUCAAAGAUACUCACCUAAAAGUCCACAUUGCUCUAAAAAUUUUCUAUUUUCUCCGUAAAAUCUGUGCAUUUUCGUCUUUUAACAAACAUAUCAAGUAAGUUUAUUUCCCAAAUUAGAGUCCACAAUGCCUUCUGAGUCUUCUUGCGUGCUGCGUUUUGCGAAAUUGACUGAACACGCUUUUGCCCCAAUGAAGGGCUCCGCAAAAGCUGCUGGAUUUGACCUAAGAAGUGCCUAUGAUUGCGUGGUCCCUGCACGUGGGAAAGAACUCGUAAAGACAGACAUUCAGAUUCAGGUUCCGGAAGGCUGCUAUGGCAGAGUGGCACCCCGUUCUGGGCUGGCUCAUAAGAAUUUCAUUGAUGUAGGAGCUGGUGUCAUUGAUGAAGAUUACAGAGGCAACGUAGGAGUGAUCCUUUUCAACCAUUCCGACCUGGAUUUCAAAGUAACCAAGGGAGACAGAAUUGCCCAAUUGAUCUGCGAGAGGAUUUUCUAUCCGGAUAUCGAAGAGGUCCAGUCUCUCACUGAAACUGAACGUGGAAGUGGAGGAUUUGGCUCAACAGGAACCAAAUAGAAGACUCAAGUUCAUGUCCAUUCUCUAUAUUGGAUUCCCAGAGGAUUCUUUGUUGAAAUUUAGAAGAAAUUUCAGCAAGAUUCCUAUUCUCGAAUUCCUUUUGGAAAAAUUGUCUACCUCUCGGCGUUUAUAGAUCUCUGAAUUAAUUUCCCGCCAAAAAUGGCAAGAAAAAUGCUCCCAAGUGAAUAAAUGUUUAAUUUUCUGUAAAA
Phlebotomus papatasi is the source of this 812-nucleotide messenger RNA. It is a transcript of the gene dUTPase, whose product is annotated as deoxyuridine 5'-triphosphate nucleotidohydrolase. NCBI's taxonomy places the organism in Eukaryota, Metazoa, Arthropoda, Insecta, Diptera, Psychodidae. Gene Ontology annotation, molecular function: magnesium ion binding; dUTP diphosphatase activity. The coding region runs from base 160 to 603 and encodes 147 amino acids. The record is from RefSeq and is a predicted model, not a curated record. Gene Ontology annotation, biological process: dUMP biosynthetic process; dUTP catabolic process. The transcript is spliced from 3 exons.